GCCGCGCGCCCCGCGCCCCCGCCGCGCCUCACCUGGCUCGCUGACGACGGUGCGCCGCUCACAGACUUGCCCGGAGUCAGGCGGAUUCACCCGAACGGCACGCUGGAGCUGCUGCCGGCGGGCGCGUUCGCGGCGAGCGGGCCACGCCUCGUGCGCUGCCGGGCCGACAACGCCCACGGGACCAUCGUCUCUAGAGACGUGCACAUUGUGCCAGUGGCGGACGGCAACUGGGAGGUGGCAGUGGAGGCGCCGGCGGCGGGCGCGGGGGGCGUGGCGGCGCUCACGUGCCGCGUGAGCGGGGCGCCCGCGCGCGCCGCUCUGUGGUACCGCGCCGACACCGUGCUCUCUGUCGAUGCGCCCGCGCCUGAAUCGCGCUACCUGUCGGCGGGCGACACGCUGCUGAUCCGCGGCGUGUCGGCGGCGGACGCAGGCGCCUACAGCUGCCUGGCGCGCCACGACCUCACCGCGCUCACCAAGCGCUCGCGCCCCGCGCUGCUCAAUGUGCUGCCGAGCUCGGCGGGCUCGGCGCCGCGCGUGGUGUCGCCGGCGCGCGAGCUGGCGCCGCCCGCUGGCGCGCUGCUGUGCCUACCCUGCGCCAGCACGGACUACCCGCCGCCACACUACACUUGGUACCGCGAGUCGCAGGGGCGACUGCAGCCCGUGGAGGCAUCGAGCAGUGUGUGGCUGUGGAGCGGCGGCGCGGCGCUGUGCGUGCGCGCCGCGCGAGACACCGACGGAGCUUGGCUCUGCAAAGCUUACAAUGUAUUUGGAGACGCUACGGCUCAAAUAAGACUUGACGUGCAACUUGAUAUUACUGUUACCAUACAGCCAGAAUUCACGGUGAGCACUCAAGGUGUACAGGUGGCGGAGGCGGGUAGCACAGUGCGCCUCAACUGCAGCAGCAACGAGCCGGGCGCGUCGCUGCAGUGGGUGCACAACGGCGCGGUGCUGGCGGGCGCGGCGGGCGGCGCGCUCGUGCUGCGCGGCGCCGCGCGCUCGCACGCCGGCGUCUACCAGUGCGUCGCGCGCGCCGGCCUGCGCAGCGCACAGGCCUCCGCUGAAGUUAGACUUGGGAAUUCUCCGCCGGAACUCCAAUACACGUUCAUAGAGCAGGCGCUGCGCGCGGGCGGCGCCGUGGCGCUGCGCUGCGCCGCCGCCGCCACGCCGCCGCCCGCUUUCGCGUGGCUGCUCGACUCGCAGCCGCUCGACCGCUACAUUCCCAGACACAGGUACCACAAACACCACCACCGUUCUAACAAUAUACCGCCAUACAUAGCUUCAAUAUUACCAUCAUCAUCCCACAUGGGGAGCGCAUAA
Messenger RNA from Zerene cesonia (dogface butterfly), 1317 nucleotides. RefSeq names its product Down syndrome cell adhesion molecule-like protein Dscam2. The record is from RefSeq and is a predicted model, not a curated record. The transcript is spliced from 8 exons. The annotation marks the transcript as partial. Gene Ontology annotation, molecular function: cell adhesion molecule binding. NCBI's taxonomy places the organism in Eukaryota, Metazoa, Arthropoda, Insecta, Lepidoptera, Pieridae. Gene Ontology annotation, biological process: cell-cell adhesion. Gene Ontology annotation, cellular component: cell-cell junction.